This is a messenger RNA of Entamoeba nuttalli P19, 1101 nucleotides long. RefSeq names its product protein kinase domain containing protein. The coding region runs from base 1 to 1101 and encodes 366 amino acids. NCBI's taxonomy places the organism in Eukaryota, Evosea, Mastigamoebida, Endamoebidae. The transcript has a single exon. The record is from RefSeq and is a predicted model, not a curated record. Gene Ontology annotation, molecular function: ATP binding; protein serine/threonine kinase activity. Gene Ontology annotation, cellular component: nucleus; cytosol; protein kinase CK2 complex. Gene Ontology annotation, biological process: protein phosphorylation.
AUGAAUAGUUUAUUAAUAAUUUUAUUAUUGACAUUAGUAAAUUCUUUUCAAUUUAAUUAUUUUUCACUUGAACUUCAAUUAGUAAACAAAUUUCCAAUGUCACAGUGUCCAUCAAAAUAUAAUGUUAGUAUAAGUAAAGUAUAUGCAGAUGUAUUAACAAAUGUUCCAGAAGAAGAAUGGAAUUAUGAGAAAGUAAAUAUUAGUUGGGGGUCUCCACAACCAUAUCAAAUAGUAUCAAGAAUUGGAAGAGGAAAGUAUAGUAGUGUCUUUAAAGGAAUUAUUACCGAAGGGUUAUUUCCAUGUGCUAUUAAAUGUCUUAAACCAAUUAAAGAAGAUAGGUUUAAAAGAGAAAUAUUAGUGUUACAACGACUAAUUAAUGGACCAAAUAUAAUUCGUUUAUAUGAUUGUGUAAAAGAAGAUAUAACAGGGACACCAUCAUUAGUAAUGGAAUAUAUUGAAAACACAAAAUUUCAAUUCUUUUAUAAGAAAUUUACACUUCAAGAUACUCAAUAUUAUUUAUAUGAAUUACUUAAAGCUUUAAAAUAUGCACAUUCAAAAGGAAUUAUGCAUAGAGACAUUAAACCAGAUAAUAUUUGUUAUGAUUUAAAUACAAAAAAAUUAAGAAUUAUUGAUUGGGGAUUAGCUGAAUUUUAUCAUCCAGGAAAAGAAUAUAAUGUACGAGUUGCGUCAAGAUCUUAUAAAUCACCAGAAUUAUUAUUAAAUAUGCAACAAUAUGAUUAUUCAUUAGAUAUGUGGGGAUUUGGAUGCAUAUUAGGUUCAUUAAUUUUUAAAAAAGAACCAAUUUUUGAAGGGAGAGAUCUUGAUGAUCAAUUACUUCAAAUAGUUCAAUUAUUUGGAACUAAUGAAUUAUAUAUUUAUAUUACUAAAUAUAACUGUAAAGUAGAUUCUUCUCUUCUAUUUACUCUUAAAAAUUAUUCUACGUCUUCAUUUUCAAAAUUUAUUAAUGAAAAUAAUAAAAAUUUUUGUACCGUAGAAGCAUUAGAUUUGUUAGAAAAAGUAUUAGUCUUUGAUCAUCAAAAAAGGCUUUCAGCAGAUGAAGCAAUGAAUCAUCCAUUUUUUAAAUCAUUAAGAAAUAAUUGA